UUUCGAAUUUGAAGAAAAUAAAUGCUUUGCCUAAAAUAAAAAUAUCAAUUUUCUUUCCCUCGCACAUAGAAAUGGGACGGAAUCAAAAUUUUAACCUUUUUAAUGAAAUGGGACGGAAUCCGUUGGAUUACUGGUCCGGUUAAAACAGCGAGUGAGGUAAUCUAGUUUUUAAUAGAUGCUGUUAAGCUUAAAUGGAAAAAAAAUAAUCACCAAUUAGAAUUGGAGUAAAAGCAAAUGAUUUAUUGGAAGUUUCCAUGGGCAGAGGUAAGACGAUAUUUAUGAGCGACAUUUUUAGCUUUCUAGCGAUCGAUCGGAAAAAGUAAUCUUUCCAACGGAACACCUCUUGGCUGUAAAUUUUACCAUGGAAAUUGCAAACGCCACGGAGAACGGUUCGGCCCAGACUCAGCCUCCCACCACCACCGCCCAAAACCCUUCAGAAGCAGCUCCCCUUAAUCCUGCAAUAGAGAAGUGGGCCGGAUGGCCAGGCCACUGCGUGUUUCGGCUGAUUGUGCCAGUUUUGAAAGUGGGGAGCAUAAUUGGCCGCAAAGGGGAGCUCAUUAAGAAGAUGUGCGAGGAAACCCGCGCUCGCAUCCGCGUCCUUGAUGGCGCUCUUGGCACUGCUGAUCGCAUUGUGCUAGUAUCUGGGAAGGAAGAACCAGAGGCACUUCUUUCCCCUGCGAUGGAUGCUGCUCUAAGAGUUUUCAAACGCAUCUCUGGGUUACCUGAUAACGAAAGGGAUGCUAAAGCAGCUGGAGCUGCAUUUUGUUCAAUCCGUUUGCUGGUAGCAUAUGCACAAGCAAUUAAUUUAAUUGGAAAACAGGGCUCUGUAAUCAAGUCAUUACAAGAGAGCACAGGUGCAUCUGUGAGGGUGUUGCCAGCAGAUGAAUUGCCAUCUUAUGCGGCAGCAUAUGAGAGGAUUGUGGAGUUGCAGGGAGAAGCCCUGAAGGUUCUUAAAGCUCUUGAAGAAGUGGUGGGGCACCUGAGAAAAUUUUUGGUUGAUCACAGUGUUCUUCCUCUUUUUGAAAAAAUGGAUCUUCAAGCAGAGACUCGGGCUGAAAAGUCGUCUCUGCUUACGGCUUCUCAAAGUGGAAUUGGUAUCGAUCUUCCUGUUACAGCAAGAGGGGAUUCUUUGUUCCUUGAACAUGAAACACAGUUGGAGUCACGAAUUCCAUCUUCUGGAAUUUCUUUCUAUACACAGGAUCCCACGCUUUCGGCAAUAUAUUCUUCUUCUGGACUUGUUCGAUCUGUUGUUCCUAUUGUCACACAGAUUGCUCAAACAAUGCAAAUACCAUUUUCUUAUGCCGAGGACAUCAUUGGGAUAGGAGGAGCUAAUAUUGCACAUAUUCGCUGCACUAGUGGAGCUGUCAUAACUGUGCAAGAGAGUAGGGGCAUGUCUGAUGAAAUAACUGUGGAAAUUAAAGGUACCUCAACACAGGUUCAGUUGGCUCAACAACUGAUUCAGGAUUUUAUGAGCAAUCACAAAGAUCCGGUAACUAGCGGCGACUAUGGAGACUCAAGUUAUAGGUCCUCGUACUCUCAGAUGGGGAGCACAUCUUCACUAUCAACGCAACCCUAUGGCGGAUAUGGGGGAUCUUCUUCAAAUGUAGGUGGCUACCCUACUUUUAGGCUUUAAGGUCUUAUUCUAUCUGAGUGAUUUCGGGAUUGAGCUUGAGAUAGAGAAUGGUAGGCAUAGGAGUGCAGGAUUAGUCAGUUUGUGAGUGUUAGAAUAGAAUUUUUGUUGGGGGAGUAUUAUAAGUAAAAUUACUAGAGUUAUCACAUAUUCGUGCUUUCUUCUUCAUUCGAAGUAACGUUGAUACCAUAUGGGAGAAAGAUUGAAGAAAUAGAGUUUCAAUUCAAGCAGUUUGAGGCUGCGUAGAAGAUGAUUGGUAUAAACCAGUGGACACAUGUUUCUUAGUAUUAAGAUUUUUAGCUGAAAUAAUUAUAUACCACUCACUCAGUUAAUCAUUAA
Messenger RNA from Gossypium arboreum, 1969 nucleotides. RefSeq names its product RNA-binding KH domain-containing protein PEPPER-like. The transcript is spliced from 6 exons. Gene Ontology annotation, biological process: regulation of gene expression. The record is from RefSeq and is a predicted model, not a curated record. Gene Ontology annotation, molecular function: mRNA binding. Bases 362 to 1633 code for a protein of 423 amino acids. Lineage: Eukaryota; Viridiplantae; Streptophyta; Magnoliopsida; Malvales; Malvaceae. Gene Ontology annotation, cellular component: cytoplasm; nucleus.